Chiloscyllium plagiosum (whitespotted bambooshark) is the source of this 2108-nucleotide messenger RNA. RefSeq names its product multivesicular body subunit 12A (gene mvb12a). Gene Ontology annotation, biological process: virus maturation; viral budding; endosome to lysosome transport via multivesicular body sorting pathway. Lineage: Eukaryota; Metazoa; Chordata; Chondrichthyes; Orectolobiformes; Hemiscylliidae. Gene Ontology annotation, cellular component: ESCRT I complex; cytosol. The record is from RefSeq and is a predicted model, not a curated record.
CGCAUGGUUUGCGUCCCUUCGUCCCUGUCCUCACCCCGCGAGCCGGCGCGAGGUGGCGCUUUCCCAACCGUCAAUAACGGCCCCUUUUCGGGCAGGGCGGGGCGAGGCGAGGGUUUUCCGGAAAGAGCCGAAUAGACCCGAACGGCCACCCCAGAAGAAAGUUCCCGGAGGUGCGGGACGAAAAUCGGCCAGGGAAGACUUCUCCAGUGAGAGAACCGAAUUGAUGAAGCACUGGUUGCUGUGUAGGCUGUUUCUUGUGCCUUCUUCCGAAUGGCUGCACCGGAGAUCAAUGAUCCAAAUUGCUAUCCACUCACUGGAGUAGGAUGGGCCUCAAGCCAGAGCACAUGUCCAAAGGAAUAUCAACUGAUUGUGACAACUACAGAUGGCUCCUCCGCAAAUUUUGCAAAGGGCUUUGGCCAGAAAUCCAAUUGUUAUCUGUGUGUAAGCUCACUGCUGAAUAAAGAGAACCCUCAAGGGGACAUUGUCUCAGAUAUCCAGUUACUUCCAGAUAAGAACCCUCUACCAUCAGGAUAUGCCUUCAUUUCUGAAUUCCUGGAUCCCAAGGUCAUUGUGUCUAAAAAGAAACGACUGUGUGUUAAGACAGUCCCGUUCGGUGGAGCUGACUCUGCUGUUUUUGAUAUCAAACUGACUGGAAAAAGCAAGCAGAUUGUACCUUUGUACACAUGCAUAGGAGAACUGAGUGGGUUUGUCAUCUGGUGUAGAAAAGGGAGGUUGGACAAGCCAAAACCUUUGCCCAAGCCAAGAAGUAUUGCUCUUGAUAUCAGAGGGCUGUCACUGGAGAAUGAGAGCUCAAGGAAAAGGGAAGAACUUGAUGUAGCCCCAGUACGACUUAGCAAGAGGCGCACUACCCUGGAGCACAAAGAUUCUGUGUACAGUGCAGAAAAUAUUUAUGGAAUCUCCGCGAUGGAUGGUGUCCCAUUUGUGUUGCAUCCUAGAUUUGAAAGCACCUCUGUGAAUGUACCCAGUGCUAAUAUUGCAAAUUUCCAAAUUAAGAGCCAUGCUGAGAUAGAGAAUGAGUACAACUACAGCUUUAUGACAGAGAAGACAGCAGCUGCCAGACUCCCUCCAACAGCCUCUUAGAGCAAGGGCCACUGUGAAUUGCGACAGAACAUCAGGAUGAAGGUUCCUCAUGCAAUAAGCUAACAGCAGAUUCAUACCUCUAACUCCAUAAAGCCAAAAGCCAUGAGACUGGACAUAGGUCCCACCAAGAUGCAAUAAAACCCACUUCAUAGAAACAGUCUCUCUUUCCAAGACCAUCCCCACACAAUCACCUUUUUGACUUUGUCUGCAUCUCAGUUGCUGCUGAUUGUUAUUGCAAUUACUGUAAUCAAGUGGGACCCACUGCAGCACAGCACGAGCUGUUUACAAAAUAGGUAUCUAUCAGUAUAUAGUAGAAUAAUGUGGAAGUUAAACUUUAGAAUCAGUUCAGUUUGGUAAUGACAGGGUCCUCCAGGAGAUUGCAUAGUAGUGUGCAUUAUUGCUAUCUGAGCUGUCACUGUCAUGAGCAGUUGGGUGGAGUAACAAGGCAGGAUGUGAAAGAGUUUCAUACAGCUGUAUGAAUAUGGGAAAAGUAAUGUACAACCCAAAUGACUAACUGUCCAUUCAACCUAAUUAGCACAAAAACUGAAGUCCAUUAGAAUUAAUUCUACACAUAGCAGGCUUAGCUCACCUGCUGCUGCACACCCUCCAUUCAGUUGCUCUCAACUUAAUUACGAGCACCUGUCAACCCAGGGACUUUCCUUCAGCUGUGUUUGUUGGAAACUAUUUUAAAUAAUUUCUUAGUGGUUGUUGACUUCCUUGGCUCUGUCAUAGUCAGAAGAUAGGAUUGGGUAGUCUACAUUAUGUGCACAUGAUCAUCUCAAAAAGGUGAGCUGAUAUCACUAUGGAUCUUCUAAACAUCUCGAUAUUGGAAAGCUCUUAGGUCCAAAUUCAAGUCUCAUCUGCUCCAAAGGUAACACGUCUAAACUGGUACAUUAAAAAAUAUCUUUACUGAGAAUGAAAACUACCCAUUUUCUAUUUGUGAUUUUAAAAUAUCCUGUAGUUUCCAUAAACCAGUUGAACAAUUAUUAAACAGUUAUGGAGAAUAA